AUGGACAGCACAUUCGACUACAACCAAAUAGACGUGGACGAUUUUGAUGACUUUUACAAUUUCUGUACCCUCAAGGAAAAGGAAAACAAAAAAAAAGGAAAAAAAAUUGGCGAGAAGUUUUUCGAGGGGGAUAUGAAAAAUGGAGAAAAUAGGGCAGGCGAUGGAGACGGGGAAGAAAGCACAGAUAAUUCCUCCGUGGACACCACAACCAUGUACAAGGAAGGAAGUAAGAAAAGUAGGCCCAAUGGAAAGAAUAGCAAAUUAGUACAACGGGCUCGCAACACUUCGCAUGAGAAGAGGCUGGAUGAUGUGCACACAGGGGAAGAGGAUCAUCUGGUGCAGAAAAGAGCGCAGGGGUUGGAACACAGAUAUGCAUAUGUAGAGGACGGUUAUCACGAUGCCGGUGGUGAGAUUGAACUUCCUGACGAUAGUUUGGAAGAGGAAGGCAUUGUUAAUUAUGACAAGGGUGAGCGGUGGAAUAGUAUGGAAUACGAAAGGAAGAAAAAGAAAAACCAACAGAGGGAUGGAAAGGGUAUGGGUUUUAAUAAUACACACAGUAGCAAUAACGAUCAUGUACACUCUCCACAAGAGAGAAACACGUGUGGGGAUCGCACAGCGAACAUGUAUGGUAUUAUGUCUAAGGAGGACUACGAAGAGGAUAAGGAAAAAUUGUACGAAGAUUACAAUACGAGGAGGAAGUACCGAAGGGAUUGCAGCCAGUAUUCAAACAGCAACUGCGACAGUUAUAGCUACAGUGUUGACAUGACUUGCGUGAGUAAGGGAAAUAAAGAAGAGCCAAAAUAUUUUAGAUGUCGCUACUGUGAAAUGGAUUCUGUGGAUAGUGUGGUUCAGUGUAACACGUGCGGUCGAUGGUUCUGUAAUGGUUCUUAUGGGACGUGUGGUAGCCACAUCGUCACGCACCUGGUGAGGUCCAAGCAUAAGGAAAUUAAACUACAUAAGAAGAGCUUGCUGGGGGAAACCAUAUUGGAGUGUUACAACUGUGGGUGCAAAAAUGUGUUUUUGCUCGGUUUCCUACCCACGCCAGAGGAGGGAGUCGUUGUCAUUAUAUGCAGGGACCCUUGCUUAGCCAAGUGCAUUUCGCUGAGCGGAAAGAGCCACGGGAGGGGUGAAACGGAACAAGAGGAGAUGAAGCAAAAGGGGGGGAAUGCAAUUGGGGGGGACGCUACCGCAGGGCAGCAAACAGAGGGCAAGGGCAACUCCGCUGAACUGAAGGACCCCCCGGAGAGAGAAUCUAAGAAGGAAAAAGGAAAAACUUUCCCGUAUGAAAAUUUCCACGAGAAAGAGGAGCCAUUUGGCACAGAUGAAGAUGACGUUGUGAGUACCAAGGAAGACACAGACAUGGUGAAGAACAAGGGCUAUUUAAGCAGCGACGAUUUUGGCUACAUGAGUGAGCAGGAAAAGAGCAGCGACGGUGAAGCAAGGUCCUCUCUAGGGGUGCUUUCCGGGAAGAAGAAGAAGAAGAAUACGAAUCAAAGCGGAAAGGAAAAAAAAACAGAGCAGGAGGCGAACCAGAAGGAGGAAUCCGAGGGUGGAAGUAGCUGUUGUGCAAGUGUAGGAAAUAAUUUAAAGGAGCUUAUAAAGAUGAAGGACUGGGACUUGAACAAAUGGCAACCAGUGAUUGAAGACAGAUGUUUACUUGAAUGGUUAGUAAAUAUUCCAACCGCGGAAGAAGCAGAAAGGAAGGGCAAGAGAACUACAUCUUAUAAUGUAAACAAGUUAGAAGAGUUGUGGAAGAAUAAAAAGGAUGUGUAUAUAGAUGAGCUAGAUGCAGAAAUACUAAAUGAUGAACCCGUUAAGGUGGAGCUAAGGUAUAAAGACGCGUAUCAUUACCAGUCCAUCUUUGCACCUUUAAUACAGGUAGAGGCGGACUAUGACAAAUCGAUAAAGGAGGGUCAGAAGCAAGCAAAUGUAACAGUGCGCUGGGAUAUAGGAUUGAAUAAGAAAAGGUAUGCCCAUUUCAUUUACGUGAAGGAAGAAAGUGAAUUGAGGUUAGUAGCAGGAGAUGAAUUAAAAUUAUCUUAUACAUAUGCAGAUGGAAGUGUGUGGAGUUGUGAAGGCCAUAUUUCUAGGAUCCAUAACACGGAGGAAAUAGCCUUAGAAUUAAGAACCUCUGCUACGGCUAAUGGGCCAUGGGUGGAUAACAUAACAACUGGGUAUACAGUUGAGUUCGUAUGGAAAAGCACCGCAUAUGAUCGGAUGCAGUUAGCGUUGAAUGAAUUUGCUCAAGACUCCUACUCACUGAGUGGGUACUUGUACCAUAAGUUACUAGGUCAUGAGGUUUCAGAGGAAUCACUAAAUUAUUAUAAAACUGCAUUAACCAAUCAGGUAUAUGGGAAGAGAACUCCACGUAUAGUAAAUUAUUCUGCCCCAAAUUUAGCUGCACUAAAUCACUCACAAAUAGAUGCUAUAAAGAAAAGCUUAGUUUCACCCUUGUCCUUAAUUCAAGGACCACCAGGGACAGGCAAGACUUUAACCUGUGCUACUCUGGUCUACCAUUUGUCUAAUACAAAAAUGGGAAAAGUAUUAGUCACUGCCCCUAGUAACGUGGCUGUGGAUCAGCUGUCUGUAAGAAUACACAAGACUGGACUAAAGGUGGUACGCUUGUGUGCUAAGAGUAGAGAGUACGUUCCGAGCAUUGCAGAUUAUUUGUAUCUUCAUAAUCAAAUGAAAUUAUUAAAAUCAGAUGUUGGGGAAGAGCUGAAUAAGUUACUUGAACUGAAGGAGGAAGUUGGUGAGUUAUCACAAAAGGAUGAAAGGAGAUUAAAAAAGUUAAUUUUUUUCGCAGAGUAUAAGAUAUUGUUGGAGGCAGAUGUGAUAUGUACUACUUGUGUGGGUGCCAUGGAUAAACGAUUGAAACGUUUUCGAUUUAGCCAAGUGCUAGUUGAUGAAGCGACCCAGUCAACAGAACCGGAGUGCUUAGUACCUCUUGUGACGGGAGCCAAACAGAUUGUAUUGGUUGGAGAUCACUGUCAGUUGGGACCCAUAAUAGUUUGUAAGAAGGCAGCCAAUGCAGGGUUGGGAAAGAGUCUAUUCGAACGAUUAGUUAUGUUAGGUAUUACACCGUUUAGGUUAGAAGUCCAGUACCGUAUGCACCCAGCAUUAAGUGAGUUCCCAUCAUAUGUCUUCUAUGAUGGUUGUCUGCAAAACGGAAUCACAUUAAAGGAAAGAGAAUAUCCCCUGAAGGACUUCCCAUGGCCUAAUCCCAAAUGCCCCAUGUUUUUUUAUAACUCUACUGGGCUGGAAGAAAUGUCUGCAUCCGGGACGAGCUACUUAAACAGAGCAGAGGCGUCUAACAUGGAGAAGCUAGUGAAGACACUCAUCAAUUGUGGUUUGAAACCAACUCAGAUAGGAGUCAUAACACCAUACGAGGGGCAAAGAGCUUACAUAACAUCCCUCUUCCAGAAAAGCAUUUCUUAUCAACACUCAACUGAGAUAGAAGUGGCAUCUGUAGAUGCAUUUCAGGGAAGGGAAAAGGACUUCAUCCUUCUUUCUUGUGUGCGAUCGAAUAAGAAAUUAGGAAUUGGUUUUUUAAAUGACCCAAGGAGAUUAAACGUAGCAUUGACGAGGGCCAAGUAUGGGUUGAUCAUAUGUGGUAAUGCUAAGGUACUUUCCAGACAUCACGUAAUGAUGAAAAAAACUCAUAACUCGAAUGAGACCAUUACAAAUGUAAACUCCGUGUGGAUUAACCUCCUUAGUCAAUUUAAGAAGAAGGACCUCAUUGUCGAGGGGUGUUUGUCCAAUUUGAAACCAAUGAAUAUACAUAUACCGACCCCGACCAAGCAGCCGUCGAGGUACAUCAACUUUAGUUACUUCUUGCCUAGCGAAAGGCCAUUCCGGGGGGGCGUAUUCUCAGACCGGAGUAGGAGUAGGAGUAGAAGCGGUGGAAGUGAUAGAAGUGAAAGAAGCGAUGGAAGCCACCCUAUUAGUGACGACUGCAGAACCCAAAGCAGCAGCUCCUUUAUGCACAUGAAUAUGUCAAAUACGAGCUACUGCAGUGACGUGGUCAUGAACAAGGACUUCCUGAGUUACAUGCAUCAAAGGCAACGUGGCGGAGGGAAGCAGGUAGGAAAGUCCUACAUGAGCAAUAUGAGUCAGAGUUCCCAGAUGAAUGACUAUCCUGUUGUUAAUAAAAAUUGCCCAAGUGAUAUUUUUCCCCAUUAUGAGCCCGCCUCUUCUUCCCCUUCAAUUAGCACGAAUAAAUAUGCGAACCCAAAUUUGAUGAGCUACGCUAAUAGCAAUAUGGGUGAGGAUCGGAACCAUGUGUCCAACCAUUUUGUGGAUUCAGGCUUUAGAGAAAAUUUCGGUGGGGGCUUUACGAGGAACGCUGAGAUGUAUCAUUACCCUUUUUACUAUGGCAAUAACAGGGACACCUCCAGUCAGUACAACGGGCACGGCUCGCGCGCAUCACACGGGUCAUACUCAUCACACGCGUCACACAAUGGGAAAAGCGCGCAUGGGUCGUAUAAUCAGCGUAAGCCGCGCAAUACUGGUGGCCACCACCGGGACAUCAAACAGAGCCUAGCCAAUACAGCAGAACGAAGUAGAUAUAGAAGUAGAAAUGGAUAA
Messenger RNA from Plasmodium fragile, 4587 nucleotides. RefSeq lists its product as uncharacterized. The record is from RefSeq and is a predicted model, not a curated record. The transcript has a single exon. Gene Ontology annotation, molecular function: ATP binding; RNA helicase activity; RNA binding. The coding region runs from base 1 to 4587 and encodes 1528 amino acids. Gene Ontology annotation, cellular component: cytoplasm. NCBI's taxonomy places the organism in Eukaryota, Apicomplexa, Aconoidasida, Haemosporida, Plasmodiidae. Gene Ontology annotation, biological process: nuclear-transcribed mRNA catabolic process, nonsense-mediated decay.